This is a messenger RNA of Penicillium alfredii, 711 nucleotides long. RefSeq names its product chromatin modification-related protein EAF6/MEAF6. The transcript is spliced from 3 exons. Bases 1 to 711 code for a protein of 236 amino acids. The record is from RefSeq and is a predicted model, not a curated record. Gene Ontology annotation, cellular component: NuA4 histone acetyltransferase complex. Lineage: Eukaryota; Fungi; Ascomycota; Eurotiomycetes; Eurotiales; Aspergillaceae.
AUGGCGGAGAACGCCCCUGCCACGACACCAACGCCCGCGACCUCCGGGACCGCCGCACCAACAUCCGGCGCAACCGCAGCAGGACCAAUUGCGCCUGCCGAUCAGAACGCGGCUAGCCGCGGGCUUCCAUACUACGAGAAGCUGCGACGAGAGCUGCGAGACGUGAUCCAGAAGAAGCGGUUGAUGGACAAGAGCAUGGGCCAACUAGAAGACCAAAUCUUCCGGAUCGAACAAUCCUACCUCGAAGAAACGACCGCUGGAAACAUCAUCAGAGGCUUCGACAACUACAUCAAGGGCUCUUCAAGCGGCGCCAGUAUUGGUGCCGCAGGUAUUAACAUUGGCGCCGGCGUGGCUGGAGGCCGUCGAAAGGCCCAAGUCACAGAUUCGGAUCGGGUGUUCUCGCGAAGUUCAGCUAGCUACAUGAUGGACUCCCCCGGGCCCUCGUCUGCUCAAACCACUCCCUCGAACGCGGCGACACCGACUUCCACGUCCGCAGGACCCACCUCGAACAAGGGGAAUGGGAGCGAUGUCCCCGUAUCUGCCGGCGGCGUGAAGAAUGCAGCUGGUGCAUCGAAAAACAAGAAGAAGGCCGGUGGUGGUGGUGGAGGGUCUAAGAACACCAAGGGAAAAAAUCCGAGCGAGGAUCUUUCCGACGAUGCAGGGGAUAAGCCGCCCGUGAAGCGGUUGAAGAUCAGCUAUGGGAGAGAUUAG